AAUACCUUUAAACCAAAUAUAGCCCUUGCUUAAUUUUUUUUAACGUUAUCCAUUGUAAUCAAGCCUCCCCAGCAAAAAAUGGACAACAGUGUCUAUCUAUUAUUUUGAUUGUGCUUAUCAAAGAACAACAAGCGUUUAUCUCCAGUUAGGUUUUUCAUGUAUUUCUUCGAACUGUUUGAUAAGUAAGGAUCACACCAAGUUACAGCCUGUAAACACAACCAGAUUACUGCAACUUCAUUAGCCUCUCAAAUCUUAUUUAACACCAACAAAGGUAGCAAUCAGAAUGAUUAAAGAAAAGCAAUGGAGUGUUAGUAAUAUGAGACUUAAGUACUAAUGCUCCACUUCAAGUUCACUCAUUUCCAAGGCUUGUAAAUUUCUCUUUGCCACAGUAUCUCUCUUUUUCUCUGACAAGAAGUUCACUCAUUUCCAAGUCUUGUAAAUUUCCUUUUCACUUUAUAGGGAUCUGAGGUCUCUUUUAUCUCCUCAAAAAACUCAAAAACAGACAUUUCUUUUACGCACAUUCAUUCGCUGAAGUUGCAUUUUUUAGUAAGGAUAAAGAGUAGAAUCGUUGUCGAGUUUUGUAGUUGGACUACCUGAUCUCCAAAUUAAAGAGGGAACUGCAGAGAUGGCUUAUAAGUCAGAGUAUUAUGGGUUUAGUAAUGGUGCUUUACGGGUGGUUUUGGCGCUGGUGGCUAUGUUCUUUGUUGUCUACAUUGUUGGACCUGGAUUGUUUUCGAAGGGGAGUUCAAAUGAUGCGCAAGCUUCAUGCUUUUGUGAUUGCAAUUGCUCUGAAGUGGAUUUAUUAUGGACAUUAGAAUUUAUCAACAACUCAUAUCCAGAAUGUGGCAAACACGAUCCAGAAAUAAGUGAAGAAAUGAAUAAGGGUGUAGCUGAUUUAAUAUCAGAGGAGAUUGAUUUACAGAAAAGAGUAGCUAAUGAAACGUUGGAGCAGACAAGGAAUUUGGUAGCAACUGCUAGGAGAAUUUCUUUACAAUAUCAAACCGAAGCACAAAAAUGCAGUGCGCACACAGAAACUUGCGAAGCAGGAAGGGAGAGAGCCGAAGCUGGACUGGUAGAGGAGCGUAAACUUACAGCAUUGUGGGAGCAACGAGCUCUAGAAGUGGGGUGGGGAGAAAAUAUAACUUAUGCAGACAAUAACACUAUUCAUAGCCUAAAAAAGACAAAUCCGAUCGGAGAUGUGCGCCAUUAAGAUCAGCAAAGAAAAGAAUUUUGACACAUAAGACUCAAAUAUACCCCCUGCCAUCAAAUCAAAAAAUUAAAAAAAAAAGAAAAUCAUUAGGUUUUAGAAUGUGGAGUUGCUUGUUUAACCCUUUUUUACAGGGGUCUCUUGUGUAUAUAAAUAUUCUUUUUGCACUUUUUAGCUACUCUUUUCAAUAUGAAGGAGUCAUUAUUAGGAUGCCUUGUAUGCAAAAGAAAUUAGAACACUGGAAUGAUUAUACAUAAAUGAUUCUUCAUUUCACCACUUUGAUGCAAGCAUUUCUUUGUAAUUUUAUGUACUGCAAAACAAAAUGAUUUUUCUUUGAGCUGUUGCAAGGGAAUGAGGGACGUCCAGCAAGGAGAUAGAUUGGUUUCGUUUUGAAGCUUUGACAUAAUCCCUUCAUAGACCCCAAUUGUAUGCAUCCCAUGAAAAUACCUUCUUCCAAUUUUUAUAUCUUUCAGAGAAAUUUCUACAGCUAUAUCUUCCUGCAGCCCAUUUUAUCGCCACAUAUUGUAAAUCAUUGCUUGCAGUAUCGACCUGCCGUACUUCAGUUUAUCCUGCUAAAAAAUAAAAACAAUGCUACUUUUCUUUGCGAGAGGAGCAGUGAGGCAAAAUCAUUAGAAUAUGACGAUUCAGACACCACAACAUUGCCCCUAGAGUUCAAUACAAUUGCUCCAACCAGCUGAAUUAAAUUACAAAUCUCACUUGAAUUUCACUUAUCACAGUUGCUGUAUUAUUAAAUUUUGAGUAGCCGUGUAUAGUUCCAAAUUGCUUUGUUUGCUGAUACAGUUACAAAUGUUUUGUUACAAAAAUGCCAGGAAGGAAAACCACCCAUCAGAAAGUGGGAACAGGGUAAGAAAGGGAACUCCUGCCUCUCAAUGUUUCUUUCUG
This is a messenger RNA of Populus euphratica (Euphrates poplar), 2110 nucleotides long. RefSeq lists its product as uncharacterized. Lineage: Eukaryota; Viridiplantae; Streptophyta; Magnoliopsida; Malpighiales; Salicaceae. Bases 626 to 1210 code for a protein of 194 amino acids. The record is from RefSeq and is a predicted model, not a curated record. The transcript is spliced from 4 exons.